This is a messenger RNA of Gigantopelta aegis, 5283 nucleotides long. RefSeq names its product coiled-coil domain-containing protein 87-like. The transcript is spliced from 32 exons. Lineage: Eukaryota; Metazoa; Mollusca; Gastropoda; Neomphalida; Peltospiridae. Bases 134 to 3181 code for a protein of 1015 amino acids. The record is from RefSeq and is a predicted model, not a curated record.
UCUUUGGAAAUGGACCCGUUUGUACAUAGCAACCUGUUCUAAACGAAAAUUCAUAGAAUGUGGGAUACUACCAGCAUAUCAAUGGCUCCUUUGUGACUUUGACGCGAUUCGAUUGAUCAUUACAGAUAUAAAUAUGUCGGCCCAGACAAGGACAUCAUUUAAAGGUGUGGUGCAAACACCAGACAUUGAGGAUGCCAAAGAGAGGAGAAAGCCAAAGAAAGAUGGCAACAUUUUCCCUAUUGAAUGGCCACCUUAUGACACGAAUGAUGUGAAGAGCCGUAUUGAUAAUGUCUUGGGACCACUCUCUCUGUUUGCACCAUACCCACACGAGGAUGAACCAGAGGUUCAUCCUGACUUGGAACUGGAGAGACCAAAUACUCCAAUUGAUAAGGAAAUUAAGUCCCAGCCAUCAUCUUUUGAAAUGCUCGCACAGUACAUCAGGAGACGCAUUGCUCCAAAACCGGGCGUGGUGUACAUGUCGUAUGAAGAUCAACAAAAUCUGGCUGGUAUUAUCAUGGGAGAAGUGAACGGAAUUUGGCCGGAUAUUAGAAAACAGAUUGAUGAUCCAUUUUGUUUGACCGUGUUACCAACAACGAAAAUUGUGAAAACUGCAGUGGAGAACAAGGAACUAAACCGAAGAAUAGCCGUACACAUUGUGAUGACGUGUGAGAAGUUGUUCCACCACUACCUGCAGAAAGCCCAGGUUCUUAACGGUCGAGGAGUUUUCAGUGGCCCGGCCAACAUGAGCAGACUCAAAGUGCAGUUGGCCUUGGAAACCAAUAACUUUUUGAAUAUACUGAGAAUCCGAAGACACAUAGUGACGGACAUGAGGACCAAGUCAGCGGUGGCAUCUGAGGAACAAGAGGAGUUCAUUUCACUCUCGGAAUCAGACACACAAAUGCAAGGCAUCUCUGAGCGGUCAUAUCAAGACACACUUCACACUGGUCGCCUUAAGCCAAGAAAACCGAAACAUCGAACUGUCCAGCAGGAAAUAAAAGAGAUGACCUCGAGAAUGCCGAGACUUGACACGAGUAACUUGAUGGAUCUUGUAGCAGAGUUACCAGAACGAGAUUUAUCAACCCCUUCUGAAUAUGGUUUUGCUCUGCCCAGUAGAAUCUCUGAAAAGGAAUCGAGGAUGUCCGUAACAUCAAAGGAAGAAUUGUCCAGAAGUAAAGUUCUUUUAAAGAGGUCCUCGUCUCAACCCGUGCUCCACUACGAGACAUUGUUAGAGGAACUGGACAUCGACAAACGAGUCCGAGAUGAUCCAAUGCUGGACCAUGAGUUGAAGGUGCUCAUGAGGGAACGGGGGAGACUUCUCAAGGAUAAUAAAAAAGAUGACGUAAAGCCGAAACCCGGUACGCGAGAGUACAUCACUCAAGACUUGAAGGAGCUCGUGUCACAGAAAGAGAAAGCCACAAAAACCAUUGAUGAAGAUCUGCCUCCUCUUCUCCAGGCAAUCUUGCGCAAUUCUAAACAUGACGACUUGAAGGAAAGAAUGGAAAAACAGAUGAAGGAAUUAGAAGAGAAAGAAAGACAGAGAAAAGAAAAGGAAGCUAUCAAAAUACAAGAACCAACACACCCUCAACCAGCCACAAUCUGUUCCAAAUUGUCGGAUAAGCUUGUUGUCAAGACGUCAGACAUUCGUGUGUCAGAGAGAGUCUGCAUGUCAUCCAUCACACUCAGCCGAUAUGCCACGGUUUACAAUGACCUCAUUGAAGAGAUCGAUGUCAACACUGUUAAGAAUCUUGACAAGAGUCUUUUCCUCAGUGAUGAAAUCCGUGAGGUGUACAAAGAAAUAAUGCAAACUGUUCCACACGAUCACCUUGAACUGGACAAUGACAGUGCAAUCCAGCCGGCACCAGACGCCAUUCAGCUGACAGGCACGUCAGCAUCCUCGACACUGACGAGGAAACGCACAGAGCGAGUGAUCAACUCAAACCUCCACUGCAACCGCUACCCACCCUGGGGCAGCAAUGAUGCCAAGAAAUGGGUCAAAACACCUUCAAAUCCUCCAAAGAAUUUUCAAGGAGAAGAUGUGUUUCCACCAAUGACCCCUGACCCAGAGAGAAAGGCCGCGACGUUUAUGCAGUCUGAGAAUCUGCCGGUGUGUGUGGCGGAGAAGAUGGCUCGCAACUACAGCUCGUGGCUGCACUGGUGGAAGAGCACCGUGAACAUCGACGACUACAUGAAGUACCUCAGCACACAGGAAACUGAUUUCCUGGCUGUUCUGUUUCACUUCUACGAUUCCGACGAUGAUGAGGAUGAGGAUGAGGGCAGCAGAACGAGACCAGGGGCCACUCACUCCAAGACGAAGUCUUUGAAAACCACCACUCACCAGAGAGAACUCGAGGCCAAGCUUAACGAGUUGAAAGCUCAGAAGAACGAGUAUAAGGAAGGUUACUGGAACUGCAACACAGUUCUUAUUGGUGGACUGGGCAAGGAUCCAGUAGUGGAAGAGGAGAAGACUGAAGAGAAAGGCGACAAACCGGCCGACACUCAAGCCACCGCGAUGACCCUUCAGGAGAGAGUGGCCAUGGUCCGGCAGUAUAAACAGGAACUUGAGCGAUCCAGGACAUCAAAGAUGACAGACACUUCUAUGGCAGCAUCUGAACGAUCCUUCGAAGAAAUAGAGGCACCACCGACACCACAGGAACGGCUUGAGAAAGUGUGGUCACACCUACAGAUGCCGGACAAGGAGAAACUCGACAUGGCUGUCAAAUACAGCUGUGACGAUUUCUUUAAGAAACUCAGUGAAGCAAUGGACCAGUGGGAGGAGACCUCUGACCUGAUUCUACAGAGAGAAACUCUGCUGGAGAAACUGGAAAAGUUUGAAAGAAAAGCCUCUGAUCCAAACAGAUUCUUUGAAAAGAGUGAUCGAGGCAUCAAACGAAGUUCUGUAUUAAGAUUGGAAGAAGCACGCAAGCGAAGUGCCUACUACAGGGUGAUUGAGAGGCUGGACACUGAGAUCAGAAUGCACCUGGAAGUUCUGAGAGAGGAAUUCAAGGAUACAGUUACCUUCAAGGGUCGUCCGUAUGAUGAGAAAAUGAAGUGGGACCGGAUAGAAAUGCUGUACUGGCUACAGGAGGAGCGGAAAGAGCAUGCGAUCAAGUACGAGUCCAUGACCAACCAACUGACUCUGAAAUAUCCCGUCUUAGAUCCAAUCAAUGUGACCCAGUCGUAGGGUGGACCACAGAGAAGUCUUGGAGUUCAUCUUCUUGUUGGAACCAAGGAACGCAGCCUUCAACCAUCUUAAACCAUGUUGAGUUUUGCAGGAAACAGUGGAUAUAAAAAUUAUUAUUGUUAUGAUGGACAAAAUCAGAAUUGGUCUAAUUUCUGUGACUAUUGCCUCUUGGGUAGGACUUUCUGUUAUUAGUGUCAGCAUACUAAAUUUGUUCUGUCAAAAGACUAUUCACACAAAAAAACUAAUUAUUAUUGGUUUUUAUUCAGUAUUCGGUUUGAAUUCUAAAACUUAAAGGAAAUGAAAAAAAGUUUUUAAUUAGAACGAUUGACAGUGCCUAAGGAAAGUGUUUUUUUAAUUUAUUAUGUCAUUGAUAUUUUCUGGUUGAUAUUUUCUGAUGAUCUUUUUAUACGUUUUUAUAUUGCUGAAGCCAUCAACGUCAGGAUGUUUGUGUGCACUAGAUCUGUGAUAUAUAUCUACAUUGUACUAUGUUGCCAGAAUUUUUGCUUUAUUGUAAGAUAAGUGUCUUAAUGUUUCCUUUCUAGACUUGACAACAGUUUAGUCUGUGAACGUCAUCUUUUUUUAAAGUCGCUCCGUCCAAUAACAUUUUAAUCCUAAAAUAUACACAAUACAACCAUCUUGGUUUACGCUCUUGUCGCCAUCUUCUGGUCAAUCUAUUUAUAUAAUAUACAGAUUAAAAGGCUAGAUGCUCAUUGGUACAGAUGUGUGUCUUAACAGCAGAAACACCCCCCCCCCCCCCCCACACACACACACACACACCAAUUGUAUUUUGUUCGUUAAGAACAGCACAGUCCAAACCCAUGAUCUGAAACACUAGUGAUGACUUACAUUGCCUUAAUUCAUUUGUAUAUAUACAUGUAUCUUCCACAUUUUCUCAUUAUAUAUAUAUAUAGUAUGUGCAUGUGCAUAUAAUACAUAAAAUUUCAUUUUGUAAAUUGUGACAGUUUGUGGGUGUAUGUGUUGUGUGCAAAUGAUAUAUGUAUAUAAAGCAUUUCUACAUGGUCAGUUUAGAAUGGUUUUACCAGCCUUGUUGGCAUUGUUUUUUAAGCUGUAAUUUGGGCUUUUCAGGAAUUCCAGAUUUUAGAGUUACUCGAGAACUGUGGUAUCAAGUUUGUAUGACUGUAUUAGACAUGAAAAUUCUCUGGAGAAUCUUGGGAUUACAGGGUUUGAUGUUAAAAUGCAUUUACUGUUGGGUUUGGAAUUAGAAAACAAUACCCUGCUAUACAAGUAACUACGAUUAUUUUAUUUCUGAUGUCAGAUUCUUAAUUCCAGCAAUUCCAUACAAAUUGCAUGUGAUUAGAGUCUACAUUUAUACAGAACACAGGUCUGUGCAUGUGUGUGCGUGUAUAUAUGUGUGCGUGUGUGCGUGUGUGCAUAAGCAUUGUGAAUGUAUGUAGUUACACAAGCAUAUGUCUAAAACAGGCUUUGUAAACUCCGCCCCUAAUGUUUUGUAAUCAAUGGCCCAUACUGGCAAUGGUCAGACAGAUCUGAAUGCUUUGGUUACAUCUUUGUCAGUACUCUAGUUGCGAUCAAGAUGACCGAAUAAAAUUUCAUUGUGCUAUUGCCAUAAUUUUGUAUUAUUGUUUUAACAUGUAACACAUUAAGUAAAUGUGCAAGUCUAAGGAAAAUGUGAAGUUUGUAACUGAUGUGAAAGCUUUAAAAGAUUUUGGAUUGGCAUAGAAAAUAUACAAUCCAUUGAUCAUCAUUUCAGAAAUGAUAGCUUGUUGAAAACAUGCUAAAACUGUUACUUGCACUUCAUCAUAAAAUGUUCAUGAUUUGAUAAAUAUUGUUUAUCUGAAAAAACACCACACCACCAAAAUAUUACUUAUUAUUACCAAAUGCCAGUUUUUUGGGGGUUUUUUAUGUGUUCCAAAAAUUAAAACAUGGAUGCCAUUCCAGUAUCUUUUUUUAUUAAUAUUAUUGUUUAUUGUUAGAAACAUUAUAUGAGUUGAAGAUUUUGUCUACCAAAGAAUUAACAAAACCAUCCUACUUUUCUCAGUGCCUGUGAUAUAUAAUUUUUUGUAAAAAUUUGUUUUAUUUUGUUAUGCUAUACUGUCUUACAAAAUAAAUGUUAAUUGUGUAAA